CACGAUUGUCGAUUGUCGCCAUUGUGCCGAGCGGCGUACGUACGACGGCCGUAUAUUCGCGAUACGCGUUCUUAUCGAUAAGGUUAAUAAUUGAGCUAUUCGAUUGUUAAAUUAUGAAUAAAAUAAUGAUAAAGUUGAGUUCGUUUUAAAUUUUGAACAGUGUUGUUACCGUGUGCAGUGCAGGCGAACUGUUCAGUUUUAAAUAGUUGUUUGAAGGCUACAUCGUGGAUCUAGAAUUACACCAACGUGCCAGCGGCCACUUGAUGAGUGCCGCUGGUGCUAUGUGCGACCGGGCUGGAUAUGGAGGCACCAUGGGUCAUUUUCCAAUGGGCCACAUGUCAGCCAUGGGAGCUAUUGGUACAAUGGGAGCGAUAUCCGCCAUGAACGGUCAGACGCAUCAGAAGAAAUCCCAAGAAGAACAUAUAAAACGACCCAUGAAUGCCUUUAUGGUGUGGUCGAGACUGCAAAGGCGGAAAAUAGCACAGGAUAAUCCCAAAAUGCAUAAUUCUGAGAUUUCGAAACGAUUAGGUGCAGAGUGGAAGCUUCUAACAGAAGAUGAAAAGAGACCGUUCAUUGAUGAGGCCAAGAGGCUCAGGGCGAUGCACAUGAAGGAACAUCCGGACUACAAGUACCGACCGCGGAGGAAACCCAAGACCCUGAGGAAGGAGGGAUACCCCUAUUCAAUUCCCUACCCCAGUGUGCCCAUGGACGCCUUAAGAGCUGGAAUGGCCGGUGGUGGUAUGACACAAGCGAUGGGCGGCUACUACGGCGCAGCAUACGGGCCGCUCGGAGCCAGCAUGGCAGCUGCCGCCGCUGCAGCUGCACAACAGAAUGCCAUAUCAGCGGCACUUACACCAAAUGCUCAGAUGGGCUCAACGAUGGACAUGUCCAAGUACUCAAUCGAGGAUAAGUACAGGAGCUACAGCAUGUAUCCUGAUCCAUCGCGGGGCUACCUCGAUUCAGCCGCGCUCUCCAAAGCCUACAUGUACAUGGAUCAGCAACAACAACGCUCCUACCCAAUGGACAUCAGUAAGAUGUACUCGGAUGCUUCAGUCGCCAUGGCUGGACUCACUUCAACGGUUAAUUCAGCGUCCAGCUUAUCCCCAAGGUCCCCUGCUGAAUCCCCAGACACCCAAAAGACUCAGGAUCGCGUUGAAGGCAGCUCCUCGUCAGGGUCGAAUCCGUCCCCAUCUCUACCCUACUACCAAACCUCGUCCAGCCUCCUCAUGCCCCAGUAUCCGGGUCAGUAUCCCCAAAGCACGCAAGGCGGGCCAGAAUUUCGGAGACCGUUGACUGUCAUAUUCUGACCUGACGUUUAAUUCGGGAAUUUCAAUUCGAAUUUCGAAUGUUGAUUUUGAGAUUUAUUUCUGUAAAUAGAUAGUAGCUAUUCAGCCUACACUUUUUCUGAUUUAAGAAUCUAAUUAAGUGUUAAAUAUAUAACGUAUAUUGUUAAUAUUAUUUUUUUUAUUUCGCGACAAAAUUUUAUAAAAUCACACGCACACACUUGUGUUUAUGACAUGUGACGAUUUCUAAAGUUCCUUGAUUUCAUUUAUAGUUUUAAAUUAUAAUAUUGUAAUUUUAGAACAUUGAUGAAAGCUUUUAAUUGUAAAUUUUUAUGUAAAUAUAACAAAAAAUAUAAUUAAGGGAUUAUAAGUGUUUAUGCCAUCAAAUACGAUUUGUAAAACAUAUAACUAUUUGUUAAAUAGUACAGUUGAAAUAUUCUAAUGGUUCUUGUAAUAUUUUGUUACAAGUAUCCGAACGUUUUGAUCAGUCAUGAGCACUUAAAAUUGUUGGUAAUUUAAAAAAGUCCAAGCUACAACGACUACGUAUAUAAUUAUUAUAAUUUAAAUACUGUAUAUAGACGAAUAUUCUAGCCUUAAGAAAAAUAGGAACUAAUGUUUGUUAAUAUUAAAAUUAUUAUAAAAAAUGAUAUUUUUUUCAGUAGGCUGCUUUUAUCCAGAUCUUUAGACUGAUUUAUUUUAAAUUGUAGUUAAUCGGAAACGCUUCGAACUAUUUUGUUUAUAUUUACAAUUAAUAUUGUAAAAUAAAUUUAUAAUUAAUGUUUCGUUAUAAGUAGAUCGAAAAUAGACAAAAUAUUUUUUUCAUUACAAUUAAUAGAAAUGACGCAAAGGCGUUCAACGUUGCAUUUAAUAUAAGAUGCCAUAAGUUUCUUUUUUUAAUGAACAUAGUGACUAAAUGUAAUACCAUGUUUCUUUAAUUGAUAUACUUUUUGUAUUCUGUUAAACAUUGUUAUUAAAAAUAUAUAGAAAUAAAUACUAUAAGAAAAAUAAUUUUAAAUUACCCAAAUUUGGGAUAAAUAUACCAACUACAGUUACAAAAAUGUAAUGCUAUUUUUGGCUGUAUUCCAAUUAAUGACAAAAUUAGUGUUGCCAUUAAAAUAUUUUUAACACAUUAUGAAAUAAAUCAUGACUCAAAUAUUGUUGGAUAUUUUUUUUAAACCAUUUAAUUAUUCUCAAAUUAAAAUGACCAUUUUAAAUUGCAACGUAAAAAAAAAAUAUUCAUUUACGACCAGUUAGUUUUCAAUACGAAAUAUCAAAACAUACCUAACCAGUGACUUUCUGAUGUAUCGUUCUAUGUAAAUUAUUUAUAGACUUAAUUCUGUAUAGCGAUAUGAUGUGUACAAUGAGACUUAGAAUAUAUAAUUAUUGAAAAAUUACGUAAUUACAAUAAAUCUUUGAAAA
Messenger RNA from Vanessa atalanta (red admiral), 2702 nucleotides. It is a transcript of the gene Sox21b, whose product is annotated as transcription factor Sox-21-like. Gene Ontology annotation, biological process: anatomical structure morphogenesis; cell differentiation; regulation of DNA-templated transcription. NCBI's taxonomy places the organism in Eukaryota, Metazoa, Arthropoda, Insecta, Lepidoptera, Nymphalidae. Bases 264 to 1307 code for a protein of 347 amino acids. The record is from RefSeq and is a predicted model, not a curated record. The transcript is spliced from 5 exons. Gene Ontology annotation, molecular function: DNA-binding transcription factor activity, RNA polymerase II-specific; RNA polymerase II cis-regulatory region sequence-specific DNA binding.